CGAGAUGGAGACUUACCACAUCCCGCAACCCAUCCCAUUGUGUGAGGUUGGUCUCCAAAAGAAAACGGGACGACGGCCGUAGGCAUUUUUGCUCAAGAUUUUGGUUCUUAAUUCCGACGUUGAUUAUUGUCCCUCGCCGCUACCCCGUCCGCAAUGAAGAACGCUGGCCUGCUCUUGGCGGCCACGCUCGCCAGCCUGUGCAGCGGAGCGAGCGUCGAUGAGAACCCUCUGGGCAAGGUCCUCGAGCUCAUGGAUUCCUUGAUCGCGAAGGUGACGGCAGACGGCGAGGCCGAGGACAAGGCGUUCACCGAGUACGUGGAAUGGUGCGACGACACCACCAAGACGCAGCAGUACGACAUCAGGACCGCCGACACCGAGAAGGCGGCCCUGGAGGCGGCCAUUGAGAAGGCCGCCGCCGACAUCGAGGCCUCCGAGGGCAAGAUCGGAGACCUGGCCGGCAAGGUGGCGCAGGCCGAGAGCGAGCUGAAGGAUUCCGCUCUGGUCCGCGAGAGGGAGGCCUCCGACUUCUCUUCGGCGGAGGCGCAGCUGAUGGAGGCUCUCAGCGCGCUGUCCCGCGCCAUCGGGGUCAUCGAGAAGGAGAUGGCCAAGAAUCCCGCCGCCUUCGCGCAGAUGGACACCUCCAGCGUCCAGGGCCUCGUCGCCGGCCUCUCCGCCGUGGUGGACGCGAGCGGCCUCGGCUCGGCGGACAGGGAGACCCUCGUGGCCUUCGUGCAGGGCCAGCAGCGGGCCGCGGACGACGUCGAGGACGCCGGGGCCCCCGACCCCGCGGCCUACAAGUCGCACAGCACGGGCAUACUGGACGUGCUGGAGAAUCUGAAGGCCAAGGCGGAGGAGCAGCUCGCCGACCUUCGCAAGGCGGAGUCCAACGCCAAGCAGAACUACGCGCUCCUCAAGCAGAGCCUCGAGGACCAGGCCGCGUACGACACGAAGGAGAUGAACGAGGAGAAGGCUUUCAAGUCAGAGACUGAAGAGGGGAAAGCUACCGCCUCCAGCGAGUUGAAGACGACUGCCGCGCUGCUCGCUGACACGCAAGCGUCGUUGUCGAACGUGCAGGCGGGCUGCAUGCAGUUGGCGUCCGACCACGACGCCUCGGUUGCGAGCCGCACAACGGAACUUAAGACGCUGGCCGAGGCCAAGAAGGUGCUGACGGAGACGAGCUCGGGCGCCGUGGAUCAGACGUACUCGUUCCUGCAGGAGUCCCGCGCCGCCUCGCAGCUGCGCACGCGGUCGGACCUGAAGGGUACGGAGGUGGUGCAGUUCGUGCGCAGGCUGGCAAAGAAGGAGCACUCCGAGGCGCUCUCGCAGCUCGGCUCCCGCAUCUCCGCGCUCCUGCAGUACGGCGCCUCCGCUGGCGAGGAUCCCUUCGUGAAGGUCAAGUCGCUGAUCAAGGACAUGAUAAAGAAGUUGGAAGCCGAAGCUUCGGCCGCUGCCACGGAGAAGGCGUACUGCGACGAGCAGAUCGCCAAGACAGAGGCAAAGAAGUCCGAGCUCGAGGACGACGUCGCUAAGCUGACCUCCAAGAUCGACAGCAAGAGCGCCAGCUCCGCCCAGCUGAAGGAGGAGGUGAAGGUUCUGCAGGGUGAGCUCGCCGCGCUCGCCAAGGAGCAGGCCGAGCUUACCCAGACCCGCUCCGACGAGAGCGCGGCAUACGCGAAGGCGAAGGCGGACCUCGAGUUGGGGCUGAUGGGCGUGCGCAAGGCCUUACAAGUCCUCCGCAAGUACUACCAGGGCGAUGGCGCAGCAAUGCUGCAGGCAAGCGAUGCCCAGCCAGCCAAGCCCGUGUUCCACUCUAAGGCAUCCGGCGCGGGGGGCAGCAUCAUCGAUAUCCGAAGUUUUGGAGUCCGAUUUCGCCAAGAAUUUGGCCGACGAGGAGGAAACCGAGAGCGACGCGGCCGCGGCCUACGAGAAGAGGACGCAGGAGAUCAAGGUGUCCACCGCCAUGAAGAGCCAGAGCGUGACAUACAAAGUCCAGGAGUUCAAGGGUUUGGAUAAGGAUGUGAAUGAGCUGUCCUCCGACCGUGCUUCCACCAACACGGAGCUCGACUCCGUCCUCGAGUAUUAUGGCAAGGUGAAGGAGCGCUGCAUCGCAAAACCGGAGACCUAUGAGGUGCGAGCGGCGCGCCGCCAGCGUGAGGUCAAGGGCCUCAAGGAAGCUUUGGCGAUCUUGAGCGACGAGACUGCGCCAGCAUUCCUGCAGGCCCGCCGGGUGCGCGGUGCCCGCCGCCAGGCAGUGCUCGCCGCGUGAGGCACGGCGCGCGCGCCGGCCGCACAGCCGCAGCGUCUACCGAUGAGCACGUCGCAUUGUUGGAGAAAAG
Messenger RNA from Prorocentrum cordatum, 2336 nucleotides. NCBI's taxonomy places the organism in Eukaryota, Dinophyceae, Prorocentrales, Prorocentraceae. The record is from the annotation of a GenBank genome assembly.